AUGGCCAUGCCGGUCGAGAAGAUCGAGUUCCUGCACUGGAAGCCCCUGAAUGCCGAGAUUCCCUGGAAGGAUGUCAUCGCGGAGGCCGGAGCUGCUGUUGGGGAGGCAGAGGUGCGCCUGGUGUGUCGGCCUGUUCAGGAUUGCUGGGAAGCGUUUCCGGCCCUUGUGUCGAUUGCAAGUCGUGAGGGAGCAGCGCAGUGGCAGAGUGGUUCUGUCCCCAUUGAAGCGAACGCCUCAUCUGGGUUCUUCGAUGAAGAUGGCAGCUUCUACUACAUCCAGAAUUUUCCGCACAGCGAAGACGAGAGCGGCAGCCAGGACGACUUUUUCUCCGAGGGCAUGAUGCAAGUGCUUGACAAGGUCGUAUUCAGAGUUGGGCCGAACAUGGAGCAGCCGAUUGAGGUCGUCACCCUUCUGGGCGAUGAGUUUCCUGGACAAGUGCUGAUGCCUCAAGUGCAUCGGGGCAGCAGACUAUUUGUCCUACAGUCGGUGAUGAAUGACGGUGGUCGGGCCGGCCUGGUCAGCAGCCUUCAUGCAGUGGACUUGGAGACUCUUGAUUUCCAAGAGUUUGAGGACAUCCCGGUUCCACUUCCGCGGCUGGAUGAGGUUCGUAAUCCAGACAGGUGGGACAACCUGAACUGGCGCAUCCCCCAUGGGCUACCGAAAGGUUUUACCGCUGAGCAGAUGGUUGUUGUUCAGCCCCAGAUGCAGUUAGUCGUCUCUGGGCAUCGCUUUAGCUAUACUAGCUUUCCGCAUGAGAUGGAGGGGUUCAUCUACUGCGGGCUCGUGGACAUGGAAGCUGAAACGGUCCGCUGGGACUGUGUAAAGCGAGCUGGGCGCGAGGACCUAGAAGCCUUUUGCAACGGGUCCUUAUGUGCCUCAGCCGAUGGUUGUGUCUGUUUGUCGGGCUCCUUGUCUGGUCCCGUGCUGCUGUUGGCCUCGGUGGAUGGUGGAAGAAACUGGCCGAUCAGAGUUGAGGAUCCCUGGGGUCCCUUCGCCCACCCGCUAUGCAUUGCGGCGGCUCGCUCCGCCUACGCGUUUGUGGGCUCCCAUGUCGGCGAAGGCUAUGAGCUACGAGUCUGGGAAUGCGCUCGAUCAGCGAGCUGCUUAGAUACGAUCAUCACGGGGGCCUUGCUCUCUCGGCAGCGCAAAGCGCUGGGACUCGGCUUGUGGCUGCGAGGAGUGAUGCCCUUCCUUUUUCAUGCGAUGGACAAAACGGAUGUGGCAUUUACGUGGGAGCUUUAG
Molecule: messenger RNA, 1242 nt
Organism: Symbiodinium natans
Lineage: Eukaryota; Dinophyceae; Suessiales; Symbiodiniaceae
Source: the annotation of a GenBank genome assembly